Messenger RNA from Panicum virgatum (switchgrass), 934 nucleotides. RefSeq lists its product as uncharacterized. NCBI's taxonomy places the organism in Eukaryota, Viridiplantae, Streptophyta, Magnoliopsida, Poales, Poaceae. Bases 11 to 934 code for a protein of 307 amino acids. The transcript has 5 exons. The record is from RefSeq and is a predicted model, not a curated record.
AGCACAUCACAUGCUCCAGAUCAUCCAUUUCAGCCUGCAAUCCAGUUCACCAUCAGCCAUGGCAAUUGAUCUAAACACAAUACCAGAUGAAGAAGCUGAACAUCACUUGCCUGAUCUAAAUGGAGAACUACUAGAUGAGCAAGCAGAUGAAGUCCAUGUCCUGCAAGAUGAAGUCCUCCGGCUUCAAGAAGCUCAGUCCCAACUUCUCCAGGAAGAUGAGCAGGUUGCUAUGCAUGGAAUAGAUCUCAACAUUGAUCCUUCUGAGCUGCAACAACCUAAUGAAGACAUGACAGAGUACAUGCAAGACUAUGGCGUCGAUGCUGAUACUACAGACAUAGCCUUUCAUGAACAUGAGCAGGUUGCUAUGCAUGGAAUAGAUCUCAAUGUUGAUGCUUCUGAGCUGCAACAACCAAAUGAAGACAUGAUGGAGUACAUGCAAGACUACGGUGUCAAUGCUGAUAUCACAGACAUAGCCUUCUAUGACCAUGAGCAAGUUGCUAUGCAUGGAAUAGAUCUCAACGUUGAUCCUUCUGAGCUGCAACAACCAAAUGAAUAUAUGAUGGAGUACAUGCAAGACUAUGGUGUGGAUGCUAAUACUGUAGAAGAAGCCUUUGAUGAGGAUGAAUUAGACGACUCAGAUUUUGAAUAUGACCAUGCAAAUGAAAAUAUUUCACAUCAGUCCAGGAAUUUGACAGAAACUGAAAGGCAUAAAAUUUAUGCAGCAUUGCUCGAGAGAAGUAUGCAUGGAAGAUUAAAAAGGAACACUACAACUAGAGUUGCCGAAAUGUUACAAGGACUGCCGCAUCUGCGCGCGCGGUGUGCCGCGGCGUCCCACGCCAGCGUGGCGGGCCCCGCCGCGACGCCCGCGGCGAGCGGCACGCAGGGCGCCGCGGCCACGGCGUCCCGCGCCUUGGUGGCCAGCAGCCGCGCGUAG